Molecule: messenger RNA, 3886 nt
Organism: Amphibalanus amphitrite
Lineage: Eukaryota; Metazoa; Arthropoda; Thecostraca; Balanomorpha; Balanidae
Product: collagen alpha-1(III) chain-like
Exons: 3
Coding region: 249-3077 (942 amino acids)
Cellular component (GO): extracellular region
Molecular function (GO): chitin binding
Source: RefSeq, a predicted model, not a curated record
GCCUGCCACGAAUCUGUGCACCGGCACUGCAGCUCCUAACGAAAUUUGCAGCCUUGAGCGACAGCCGAGCGGAGGGGCGGGGCGGCACGGUGCCGCUAGGCUAUAAAGAGAGAGUACCGCUCGACAGGGGGCGGUACACGGUCGAGAGGUGGCCUGAGGUGAAGAACCAGAGCCUGACAUACCUAACUCAACGAGUCGCAGUGACAACAGAGCGUGUGUGAACGAGAGGGGACUGUACCGACAGUAAGAUGCGCUGGUCGCUAGCGCUGCUGGCCACCCUGGUGGCUAGCUCGCUGGCUCAGGUAGACUACGCUCCCGGCGCGGGGCCGCUGCAAGAUCAACCACAGCAGCAGCAGCAGCAGCAGCAGCAGCAGCAGCAGCAGCAGCAGCGGCGACAGCUGCCUCGGCAGUCGUUCCAGGCGGCUCAGCGGCCGCUCCAGUCUCCCGACUUCGCUCCCAGCGCGCCAAGUGACGGCUUCCAGCCUCGCCAGCAGGCCGACUUCCAGCAGCCUGGACCGCAGCGCGGGCAGCAUCCCGACUUCCAGCAGCCCGGCUUCCGGCCCUCGCCUCGCGACUUCGCUCCGGAGGAGGUGGCGGACGCCCGGUCACCGCUGGAGCGUCAGCAAUUGCAGGCCACUCAGAACAGCCCGCGGUUCCAGCAGCGACCUCCGGCACAGUUCGCCGAGGGCAGACUCGGCCGGCUCUCCGGCGCCGACCAGUUCAGGGGGCAGCAGGACGCGCCCCGCGACCAGUUCGUGGACCCGCGCGACCAGUUCCGUGGUCCGCCGCCGGGCCGACGCCAGUUCGACGGUCCCAGGGACCAGUUCAGUGAUCCCCGGGACCAGUUCGACGGUCCCAGGGAGCAGUUCGGAGGGCCCAGGGAUCAGUUCAGUGAUCCCAGGGACCAGUUUGGCGACCCCCGGGACCAGUUCGGCGGUCAGCAGAAGGCUCCUGUCCAGCAGCAGCAGCAGCGGGCCCCGCAGCCGGCACCAGCUCGGCCAGACAGAUCCAAGAGCCGCUUCAAGUCGAUCGCCUACGAUGAAUCCGACGGAGAGGGCUCGUUUGACUACAAUGACGAGGAGGGACAGCAGGACGCCAGUCCGGACCGACUGUCUGAGCUCCUGGCCAUCUCCAAGUUCAAGUGCGACCCGAGCGCCACAGGCUACUACGCCGACGACACGGUCGACUGCGCCGUCUUCCACUACUGCGCUGCCGGCGUGAAGCACUCCUGGGUCUGUCCCGACGGACAGAGCUUCCAUCAGAUCAACCUCAUCUGCCAGCCCACUGGCGAGGGCAACAUCUGCAAGCGCUCAAACGAAUUUCACUUCGUCAACGACUUCCUCUACAAACAGGUCAACAACGACUCGUCAAACCCGGAGUACGCGAAACGCUUCAGCCUGGACCCCCUGUCGCCCAGUGGGUUUGAUGCUGAUCCCAACAGUAUCGACCAGUUCGGCGCUGGGCCGAGGCAGGGCAGGCCGCAGGCCGGUCUGCAGCAGAGCGGAAGUGAGCGGCAGCGGCAGCGGGCUCCUCAGCGCGGUCGGCAGCGAGUCCGGCGGCCACAGCCCGAUCAAGGAGUCGUGAGGCAGCAGGCUAGCGUCCCAGACUUUGACGAGCCGAGUGCAUCCAGACCGGGCAUCCCAAAGCAGCAGAUCACAUCGCCAGACUUCCAACAACGUAAACAGGGCAGACCGAACUUCGGAGGACCCAGUGGACCGAGUUUCGGAGGACCUGCGCCACCCAGUGGACCGAGUUUCGGAGGGCCCGCGCCACCUAGUGGACCGGGCUUUGGAGGACCCGCGCCGACCGGUUUCGGAGGACCCCGAGGUAUUCCGCAAGGGUUCCCCGAGGCUCAAGGUAUUCCUCCCGAGUUCGAUGGCCCUCGCGGAGGCAAACAGGGAAUCAACAGCGGCCCAACUGGGGGACUGGACAGCAGAGGACCGCAGCGAGGAGGACCUAAUCAGUUCCGAGGACCUCCGCCGGCCGGAUUUGGUCCACCUCAGAUUCAGAGACCUCCCGCCCCUGGUCCUUCCCAACUAGGGGGACCGCAGGGCUUCGGCGCACCGGUCGGCCUGCAGAAUCUUGAUCAGCUGCGUGAUGGACGCCACUCCUUCGCUCAGCAGCGCGAAGGGCAGCUAGGAGGUGGAGGUCCCGGUCAGGACCAGCAACUUUUGGAUAGGCCUCGCUCCAAAGCCAGCACUAAGUCUGGGGACUCACGCCAAGAGAAUGGAGACGUUGACGCCCAGUUUCAGCGUGCUCAGCAGCAACCAGGAGGCAGGCCUGAUGUUCAAAACAAGUUCAGACCAGGAAACAGAGGACCAGGUGGCUUUCAGCCUGGAUUUCGAGGUCUGAGAGGCCCCGGCGGACGUGGUCCCAAUGGUCCUGGACCACAGGGAAUCCCGCCGCUAGGAUUCGGCCCGGGACGACCGCAGAACGCUUUCGGGCCCAGUGGACCAAGCGGACCAGGCGGACCCCGUGGAGGAACAUUUGGAGGACCCAACGGGUUUGUGGGGCCUCAAGGCGGUCCCUCAGGCGGCUUUAUCGACCCUGAGCGUCUAACGCAGCAGGGCCCACUCCCUCGCGGUGCACCCCUCGGUUUUGGUGGUCCGGGAGUUCCUCCGGGCGUCGGUUUGCCUCCGGGCGCAUUUCUAGGCCCGCAGGGUGGAUCUCCCGCCGAUAUCGGAUUUGCCGGCAUCCCGUCGUCUGGCUUCGGUGGUCCGGGCGCCCGCCAGCUGCGUGGAAUAGCUCAGAGCAGCGCUCCGGCGCGGUUCAGAGGUCGCGGCGGCGGCUCCGCUCAGCUCCAGGGCAGGCCUCCCCGCUCGAGCAGCGCCAGCGCUCGCUCGGAGCGCGGAGAGACGGCCGCCCGCGGCGUUCAGUACAUUGACGCCUCUCAGCUGCGGCGCGGACGGGCGCGGCGGCCGGAGCCGUCCGGUGUCCGGCCCCAGCGCUUCCAGUCGCCCCAGGGGCCGCCCAACGAAGCGGCGGCGACGUCCGAUCGUACACAGCCCGGCAAUCCGUUCCCGGUAAACGACAUCAAACCGCAGCUCCGCUUCACUGGCGAGCCACCCCAGUUCUGAGCACACAAUGGAGCCGGUCCGCGGCGACACCGGAUGCCGAUGUCGUCGGGACAUUAACAGCUGACGAGAUCGGCAGCUGUUUUAGUGGUUGUCUCAUCUGUCCUUGCUGACUCCCUACUCCGGAGCCCACACAGCUACGUGGUCUGGAUGGGUGGUUCCGCAGCGCUGGGGAGAUUUGACAAUGGCUAUGUGACUGCAUGUAGUUAGUUACUGAUACGGUCGGUGACAGGUGCCAGGUGACAGGUGACUGCGCCUAAGCUGCGCAGCGUCACGACCGGCGGGCUCGUGACGCGUCACGGCAGGCCGCUGCGGACGCCAAGGCCGGGCCGCGUCACGCAUACGGCUCAGGCUGCAUUAAGUUCCGUGACGGCAGUUCAGACCGGUAGAAGAGGUCAGCGCGGAGGUCAUGGCGAGUCAGACCAGGCUGAUUGUUUUCACAUUAGUGAAUGCGUUGCUUGUAUUUUUUAUAUACCUGUGAUGGAUGUUUGGCAUGGUGUCGCUUUAGCGUCGCAGCUAUGUAACUACUUCCGUUAUCGUGCUAAAUGUUUCAAAAAGAAGUAAGAGAGCGCGAAUGUAAUUUCUUCAUUUCUGAGGACUUGUCACAUGCGCUUAAUUAGAUUUCAAGGUCUCGGCAGCUAUAAGGGCAAAGUCUUCAAGAACUUGAAUAUUCAAGUUAUUUGUGAGAUAUUGGACUAUGUAGGCAUUUGCAAUUGCAUUUGCAAUUGAUCCGACAAUGGUAAACCCGUCAUGUCUAUUUUGUGUAAUAAAAGGUGAAUUGGCUUUUCAAUAAUAAAUGAAGGUGACAUCGA